Messenger RNA from Gambusia affinis (western mosquitofish), 822 nucleotides. RefSeq names its product claudin-1-like. Bases 123 to 737 code for a protein of 204 amino acids. The transcript is spliced from 5 exons. The record is from RefSeq and is a predicted model, not a curated record. NCBI's taxonomy places the organism in Eukaryota, Metazoa, Chordata, Actinopteri, Cyprinodontiformes, Poeciliidae. Gene Ontology annotation, cellular component: bicellular tight junction; plasma membrane. Gene Ontology annotation, molecular function: structural molecule activity. Gene Ontology annotation, biological process: bicellular tight junction assembly; cell adhesion.
GUUCGUAAUGGCGACGAUGGCAGUCGAGGAGGGAGGCUUAGACAGAAUUCUUCACCUUCAAUGACAGUACAAAAGAUUGUUCCAGAUGGCCACAUUUGUUUCAUCCUUCUAAAGGUCAAAAAAUGCCAAACUCUGGAAUCCAGCUCCUGGGCUUCUCCCUGGCCUUCCUCGGCUUCGUUGGGACGAUAGUAUGCACGGCCAUGGUGGAGUGGAAAGCUUUGUCGAUCAUGGGGAGCAACAUCAUCACGGCUCAGGCGAUGUAUGAGGGUCUGUGGAAGAGCUGCGUGUGGCAGAGCACCGGGCAGAUUCAGUGUAAAAUCCACGACUCGCUCCUUCAGCUGCCACCCAACAUACAGGGGACCAGGGCGCUCAUGUGUGCAGCCAUCUUGCUCUGCUUCGUUUCCAUGAUGGUGACGGCGGUGGGAUUGGAGUGCACCGGCUGUAUGGCAGAACAACCGCAGCAGAAGUCCAAGGUGGCUGUGGUUGGAGGAGUGAUCUGCAUUAUAGCUGGUGUGAUUGCCCUGAUUGGAACAUCCUGGUACGGCCACAGAAUAUCCCAGGACUUGUACAGCCCAUUAUCUCCCAAUAACUCCAGGUAUGAGUUCGGCUCUGCCUUGUACGUCGGAUGGGGAGCGGCCUGCAUGUCCAUCAUUGGCGGGGGCUUCCUGUGCUGCGUGUGUUCAGACAGGGGCUCCUCUGAGAAAGACCGCCUCGUCCCUCCGUCCGGCUACGUGUGAGGAGGAGCUCUGGCUCUGCAGCCUCUGCUCAGGCACCAGUCCACCGGAAUAUACAGCACUAUGUCAAUAAACAGCAUGUUUUCUA